AUGACUUCAGUCGAGCCCAUCACUGGAAAGGAGAAGCCGAAAGAUUCUCUUCAAGAAGAAUUUUUCACAAUCGAAGAUGUUAUCGACAAAACUGUGAACAAACUGAACUUUAGGCUUGCUUUCAUCUUCUGGGCCGCACUCAGUACGGUUUUCAACGCAGGUGCUGUAACCGACAUGACGGUGAUGACUGGAAACAUACCCUUUAAAGACUGGACAUGCUCUUCGAAAAAAUGCACCUCUCUCUAUGCAGCAGCUUCCGACAAAGAAACCUUCUUCUCUCAACAGACGAUGUGCGACAACGACUUUAUUGCUGGGAUAGAUUUUCAUUGGGCCACAAAAAAGACGACUUUCACAACGGACUGGAAUAUCUACUGCAAGAACGAGGCGAAGCUGUCUACAAUAUCUGGAGUAUAUUUUUUUGGUGGAAUCUUUGGAUUGUUAUGCUCAACUGGAAUCUUCGAUAGGAUAGGUCGCAAAAAAGGAGCACUUUUAGGAAGUGCUAUUACCACACUGGCUACUGCAGCAAGCGCUGUUGCCCCCAACUACGAGGCCCUGCUCGUAUUUAGGAUAAUGUCUGGGUUUGGUCUGAUGAUCAGCUACACGGGUACUUACUGUUGGAUCAUUGAAUUUGCCCCCACAAACCUCCGGAACAUAGCAAGUGGGUUCUACCCAAUGGGCUGGUCUAUAAGCUCUCUUAUGUUGGCGCUUCUUGGGUACUUGAUUGACAAAUGGCAGCAUAUAUACCUAGCUACAGCUGGAAUUUGCGCGUUCAGCACUAUCAUGCUUAUCGUGAAUCCUCUUCCAGAAUCACCUAGGUUUCAUUUGGUCCGAGGUGAGGAAAAAGAAGCGAAAAAAUGUCUGUUGUCGUUUUUCCAGGCUACUGGUAACCGCUUCUCCUUUGAAGGUGUAAAUCUAAUUUACGAGAAAAGGGUGCAAAAUUAUUUCAAACAGGUCAGUGAUUUUAAGACUUUAAGAGAUAUCCGGCUAUGCUAA
Bolinopsis microptera is the source of this 993-nucleotide messenger RNA. RefSeq names its product solute carrier family 22 member 7-like. Gene Ontology annotation, biological process: transmembrane transport. Gene Ontology annotation, cellular component: membrane. The record is from RefSeq and is a predicted model, not a curated record. The coding region runs from base 1 to 993 and encodes 330 amino acids. NCBI's taxonomy places the organism in Eukaryota, Metazoa, Ctenophora, Tentaculata, Lobata, Bolinopsidae. The transcript has a single exon. Gene Ontology annotation, molecular function: transmembrane transporter activity.